UGGAGAGAGAGAUAUCCUUCCGUACGGAGACAGGGCUUUAUUACUCCUACUACAAACAACUCGUCAAUGCGCCCACCAUUGCACAAGGUUUGUAUGAGCUGGUCCAUGACAACAUCACCGAACACGGCAAGACUAUUAACAUCCUGGAGCGGUUUAACAUCUACCAGGAGGUAGUAAUGGCGCUGAUGUACAGGAUCUUGUCUUUACAGAAAACAGUAGAACCGAUGUACUUCUACAUCCAUACCGUGUUUGGGUUCCAUGCUGUACUGCUCAUGUCCUUAUAUGGGACCACCUGGCUGCUGUCUGGCUCCUGGUUGGCUGGAAUUUUAUCUGCAGCAUUUUAUAUCUUCAACAAUGCUGACACCACCCGGGUAUGGUUCAGCAUUGCUGGGCGGGAGAGCUGGGCCUUUCCUUUCUGGUACAUGCAGAUGUUUCUCCUGACAGUGUUCUUCCAUCCAAACCUCCAUCGCAAUCUUAAGGUGGUGACUGUUGUGCUCCUGUGUAUCUGUACCUUCUGUUUCACCCUGACAUGGCAGUUUGCACAGUUCGCUCUGCUUCUCCAGGCCAUGACUCUGUUUGGAUGUGCAGUCCUGGAUGUCAUCCCAGCAAAAAAGAUCAGACAGGUUUGGCUCAUCCAGGCAGGGAGUCUUCUGGCCGUCUGUGUCUGUCAGUUCUUUAACAAGAUGGUCCUCUGUUCACUGGUUCUCAGCUUUAUCCCUUCUGCCAUGCUCACCAUUGCAUUCAAGGAGCAGUUCUUGACCAGAAGAAGUCUCCCAUCGCAGCUUGCUGGGCUUGUUCUGAAUGUCAUCCUGGUGAUGAUGUCAAUGCUACUAUUUAACAAAAUUAUCAAGCGGCCACAGCUAGCCUAUCAUGCCAUUUCUGCAGCCGUGUUUGGCUGUUUAGCAGUCUCUACCAAGAGGUUCAAAUAUCUGUGGACCCCGCACAUGUGCGUGUUAGCUGCUGCUGGGGUGGCUGAUUUUGAGGCUUGGAAAAUUCUUUUGAAAAAGUUGCAUAUAGACCUAUCGGAGGCUAAGGCCCUGCCUACAACUCUUGAAGAGGUAAAGCAGCGGAAUGCGUUUCAUGACCCAGACACAGUUCAGCUCAUGGAGUGGAUCAAAAAGGAAACCCCGGCUACUGCAGCCUUCACCGGCAGUAUGCAGCUGAUGGCAGGUGUGAAACUCUGCACGGGACGUCCCAUCACCAACCAUCCUCACUACGAGGACAGGGACCUGCGCAUCAGAACCAAACAGUUGUACCAGAUCUAUGGUAGGAGGCAUCCUAAAGAGGUUCAUGCCAUUCUCAAGGCUCACGGCACCAGGUACAUCAUUGUAGAGAACAGCAUCUGCUAUGAGAGAGGUCAGGUGCACGGUGUCGGCUGUCGACUUCGGGACCUUGUGGACAUGAGCAAUCACCAUGUUGUUGAAGGAGGGAUUAGAGGCCCCAAGGACCACCCUGCGGCACACCCCCGCUUCUGUCACGCCGUUCAGAGUGGGGCACCACAAUAUAGAAUAUACUUCACUGUGGUUUUUCAGAACAAGACUUUCCGUACUUACAAGGUAUCAUAAAAACUGAGAUCUGCAUGUGAAGCCAGGCUGGAGGCCUGCCCGCCUUAGACCAAGC
Messenger RNA from Branchiostoma belcheri (Belcher's lancelet), 1620 nucleotides. RefSeq names its product probable C-mannosyltransferase DPY19L3. Gene Ontology annotation, molecular function: mannosyltransferase activity. Lineage: Eukaryota; Metazoa; Chordata; Leptocardii; Amphioxiformes; Branchiostomatidae. The record is from RefSeq and is a predicted model, not a curated record. The coding region runs from base 177 to 1565 and encodes 462 amino acids. Gene Ontology annotation, cellular component: nuclear inner membrane. The transcript is spliced from 12 exons.